This is a messenger RNA of Raphanus sativus (radish), 695 nucleotides long. RefSeq names its product cytochrome c oxidase subunit 6b-3-like. Bases 97 to 444 code for a protein of 115 amino acids. Gene Ontology annotation, cellular component: respiratory chain complex IV; mitochondrion. The transcript has 5 exons. NCBI's taxonomy places the organism in Eukaryota, Viridiplantae, Streptophyta, Magnoliopsida, Brassicales, Brassicaceae. The record is from RefSeq and is a predicted model, not a curated record.
GAACGUAAACAUAACAAUUAGCUCUCGAGUGUUGUGUUUAUCACCACCUGAAGAUUCUCUGUCUUCUCCUCCGAUCCUCGUCGCUCUCUGGUCCAAAUGGCGGAAGCUGUAUCUGCUAAAACUCCGUCUCUCUCUGAGCAAUAUCAUUUGGAGAAUGAAGUGAAGCAAGUUAAAGAGGAUCCUAGUGACAAAAACACUAGUGAGGAGACUCCUGAUGAGAUCACGCUUAAGACAGCUCCUGCUGAUUUCCGUUUCCCGACCACAAACCAAACGAGGCAUUGUUUCACACGUUACAUUGAGUAUCACAGAUGUGUAGCUGCUAAGGGUGACGAUGCUCCAGAAUGCGAUAAGUUUGCAAAAUUUUAUCGAUCUCUUUGCCCCAGCGAAUGGGUUGAUAGGUGGAACGAGCAAAGAGAGAAUGGAACUUUCCCUGGUCCUCUUUAAGACAACUCCCGCUUGAUGAAUAAGCCUAUCCCAUCGUCCUCUUUUGCUGUCUGCAGAAUUUAAUAAAAUGUGAGAAUUCAACAAUUUUUUUAUUAUCUCAAAUUUUUUAUUUUUUAUUUUUUAUUUUUUAUUUUUUAUGAUCAACUCAAGUUUUGAGGAUCAUCCAGUUCUUCUGAUAUGUUUUUCUUCCUGAUCAAUAUGCUUUGCCACGGCGAGCUUCAUUUUUUUAGUACCGGAUACAUAUUUUUUAA